AUGGCCAAACAAGAAUUAUACUACAACAACAAGGAAUCAAGACAAGCCUACCACCACUCCAUGAUGAUGAUAUCCAAGAGUUCCUCGGAAGAAGAAGAUUCGCUGAUGUGUACCUCGCCGACAUCACCAAGCCUUUUUGUUGAACACUAUGCUCAAAAGAUGAAUCCAAGCUGCCAAAACAAGAGUCAUAACAAUUCUUCCAAUGCUCACUCCAGUCAAACAGCACGAGAAAUCCUUGCUGAUAUUACCUCUCAAGCUGUUGUCGCAGCGGCUUCACGCAUGAACGGACAGGGAGCCUUUAUCACCAGCACCACCACGGUCAAUACAAGCCUGAAGACACAACAACCCUCCAACAACAGCAAGAGUUACCAACAGGGACAAUCCACGAAUUCCACCACUGCCACUCACUACUAUCCUCCUUCGACUUCCACCUCCUUUCCAUGUUCCCAGCCACAACCAAACAUGAAAUUUGUUCACACUGACUCUUGCACCACGCAACUGAGCUAUUCCAAUAACAACAGAAGCAACAACAACUACAAUAAUAUCCACUACACCCACACCCACUCUGCCACUGGUAAGACAAAGGCAGCAGUUUCUCAUGUUGUGGGCAUUCAUCCAUCAUGUCGAAACGUUUCCACAGAGCCUAAAAUUUUCUCUCCCUCAGUCACCUCGCCUGUUCUUGGCCUAGACUUUGGUGAAUUCCAAAUGAUGCAAGAUGAAGAUGACUAUGAUUGCGAAGACAAUGAGGAAUCGCUCAAUGAAGAGAACAACGACCAAGAUGAAGAUUAUCUUUUUUGUAAAGAUGACGAAGAAGAGGAUGACAGCGAUGAUGAUUGUCAGCACUAUUUCACCUUGAGCCAAGACAAUUAUUCUACUUCUCAAGUGUUGGGCGUCUCACGAUCCACAACUUUGACAGAACCCUCUCGACAGCAUGCCACAUGCAACAUGAAUAAUACAACAAUGAACUCCCAUAGAAUGUCGAACCACAUUCAAGCUCGACAAGAUCCUGAUCUCUACAAUGAUCAUGAUCGAAUGAGAUUGAAACAAGCACUGGACUACAAUGUGGACCAUCCAGUGAAUUUACUUCCCAAGUUCAACAAGAAUCAAGAGAAUUCUCAGAUUUCUCGUCUUCCCAUCGAGGUAGAACAAGAUGUUCUUGCCUAUUUAUUCGAAAAUGAAAGCAGAAAACAACCUUCUCUUGACGCUCUCAGAUCCACACAAACCAUUGUCACACCUGAUAUGCGCUCGAUGCUCAUUGAAUGGCUUGCUGGCAUUUGUGUUGGAUUCAAGCUUCGACCAGAGACAUAUUACACCUCUGUGAACGUUCUGGAUCGUUUCCUUUGCCAACACAGAGUAGAGAACACCAAAUUUUUACAGGGUAUUGGUUUAGCAAGCUUACUCAUUGCUGCCAAGUUUUGUGAGAUUACAUGCCCUCCACUCAAACAAUUACUCUUUGCAGCAGACAAUUUUUACACUCGUCGUGCAAUUUUGAAUUGGGAGAGUGAAAUUUGCAAUAUUCUUGACUUUGAAUUUUGCACUGUCCAUGCUUUUGACUUUAUUGAAAAGUUCUUGGAAAUUUGUGGCUAUUCUCAAUGUGACCAAGUGAGAAUGCUCUCCUAUUUCAUUUGUGAAUUGCAACUUCAAAAUUUCCACACUCUACAAUUCCAGAGACACACCGUGGCCAUAUGCUCCAUUAUUAUUGCUCUUUACAUGUUCCGACAGCCAUACCUCACUCCCAAUGUGUUGUACUGUGUGAGGUUAUCUGAAAAUUUCUUUGAAAGCGCAAACGGCUCCUUAACAAGAGACGAUGUGCAAAUUCUGGACACCACCAACAAGUGCCUCUCAACCAUGUUCAACUUUUAUAUUGGCAUGAUCACAGGAACCAUCAAGUACAACUUUGUCGUCGAUAAGUAUAGCAAAGAUUCCUUCAUGAACAUUGCCACAUGGUUCCCAUCACAGACCAAUCAUAAUUUCAACAUUGUACCUCCACAAUUUAAUUUACAAGGAGGGCAAAAUCAAUCUUGUUGA
This is a messenger RNA of Naegleria fowleri, 2028 nucleotides long. RefSeq lists its product as uncharacterized. The record is from RefSeq and is a predicted model, not a curated record. Lineage: Eukaryota; Heterolobosea; Eutetramitea; Acrasida; Naegleriidae. The coding region runs from base 1 to 2028 and encodes 675 amino acids. The transcript has a single exon.